UUAGAAUCAGAGAUGCAACCAAAAUAAAGCCAAGUCCCGAAUAUUUUAACCCACAAAAUUAAAAUAAAAAUAGAAAUCGUCAUUCCAUUUACAACCACCAAUAGCUUACCCACACCCAAUGCCACAAACAAACUUUGCAUAUAUGAAUUACCUCCACUUCAACUAACUACCUUCUUCCACAACCCAAAACAAGAAGAAAAACAAAAAUGGCCAUGGCAAUGGCGCUUCGACGACUCUCCUCUUCCAUUGACAAGCCUCUCCGUCCUUUCUUCAAUGCCCCUUCCCUCUAUUACAUGUCGUCUUUGCCAAAUGAAGCUGUGUACGAGAAGGAGAAACCUGGCGUCACUUGGCCAAAGCAACUGAAUGCUCCACUUGAAACCGUUGAUCCUGAAAUUGCUGACAUCAUCGAGCUAGAAAAAGCGCGCCAAUGGAAGGGACUUGAACUCAUUCCAUCGGAGAACUUCACUUCGGUGUCAGUGAUGCAAGCAGUUGGGUCUAUCAUGACCAACAAGUACAGUGAAGGGUAUCCCGGUGCUAGAUACUAUGGAGGGAAUGAGUACAUCGACAUGGCAGAGACAUUGUGUCAGAAGCGUGCUCUGGAAGCAUUCAGGUUAGAUCCUGAAAAAUGGGGAGUGAAUGUGCAGCCCCUUUCUGGUUCUCCUUCCAAUUUUCAAGUUUACACUGCACUCUUAAAGCCUCAUGACAGAAUUAUGGCACUUGAUCUUCCCCAUGGUGGUCAUCUCUCUCAUGGUUAUCAGACGGACACCAAAAAGAUAUCUGCUGUGUCCAUAUUUUUUGAGACAAUGCCAUAUCGGUUGAAUGAAAACACUGGCUAUAUCGACUAUGAUCAGUUGGAGAAGAGUGCAACUCUUUUCAGGCCGAAAUUAAUAGUUGCUGGUGCCAGUGCUUAUGCACGUCUGUAUGAUUAUGCACGCAUUCGAAAGGUUUGUGACAAGCAAAAAGCAAUAAUGUUGGCAGACAUGGCACACAUCAGUGGUUUGGUUGCAGCCGGUGUUAUCCCUUCACCUUUCGAGUAUGCCGAUGUUGUUACCACCACAACUCACAAAUCACUUCGUGGGCCUCGUGGAGCCAUGAUUUUCUUCAGAAAGGGAGUGAAAGGGAUUAACAAACAAGGGAAAGAGGUUCUGUAUGAUUAUGAAGACAAAAUCAAUCAGGCUGUCUUUCCUGGACUUCAAGGUGGUCCGCACAACCACACAAUUACUGGUCUAGCAGUUGCACUGAAACAGGCAACAACUCCGGAGUACAAGGCCUACCAAGAGCAAGUUCUCAGUAAUUGCUCGAAGUUUGCACAGACUCUAGCUGCAAAAGGAUACGAACUUGUUUCUGGUGGAACAGAGAAUCAUCUAGUUUUGGUUAAUCUGAAGAACAAGGGCAUUGAUGGCUCCAGGGUUGAAAAGGUAUUGGAAGCAGUUCAUAUUGCUGCAAACAAAAACACUGUACCUGGAGAUGUGUCUGCUAUGGUUCCUGGUGGCAUCAGGAUGGGAACUCCGGCUCUUACGUCUAGGGGAUUUGUUGAGGAGGACUUUGUCAAGGUAGCAGAAUACUUUGAUGCUGCUGUGAACUUGGCAGUUAAAAUCAAGGCUGAAACUACAGGGACAAAGUUGAAAGACUUUGUGGCCACACUGCAGUCUGCUCACUUUCAAUCUGAGGUUGCAAAACUCCGCCAAGAUGUUGAGGAGUAUGCAAAGCAAUUCCCCACAAUUGGGUUCGACAAGGAAACCAUGAAGUACAAGAACUAAAAUAUCAGCCUUGUCUCGAAGGUAUGCAUGAGAUUUAUUAGUAGUGGAGGCGGACCAGGAAUAAAACUUUACUAGCAGGCCAAAUUGUGUAGAAUGCGAAUUAACCUUUCAAGGGUCUUAAUGAGAAAACUUCGGUUUGCAUCUUCACUAAAUGUGUAUACAUACAUAUAUGAAAGCAUAUUUAUGAUAUGAAACAUCAAACUUUGCUUUGAGAUAUAAUAUUACUGUCUAGAAUUUGAUUUC
This is a messenger RNA of Gossypium raimondii (Peruvian cotton), 2003 nucleotides long. Its product is annotated as serine hydroxymethyltransferase, mitochondrial. Lineage: Eukaryota; Viridiplantae; Streptophyta; Magnoliopsida; Malvales; Malvaceae. The record is from RefSeq and is a predicted model, not a curated record. Gene Ontology annotation, cellular component: cytoplasm. The transcript has 15 exons. Gene Ontology annotation, molecular function: zinc ion binding; serine binding; glycine hydroxymethyltransferase activity. The coding region runs from base 207 to 1760 and encodes 517 amino acids. Gene Ontology annotation, biological process: L-serine catabolic process; folic acid metabolic process; tetrahydrofolate interconversion.